UUUCUUGAUAUAUACAAACACAAAUUAAGAAACCCCAUAUAGAUAAAGAUUGAAUUUUUUCAAGAUUUUGAUUUGAUUUGAUUGAUUGAAAGGUUUUAGCAAAAGGGUGUUCUUGAAAAAUGGGUGAUAUGAAGGAUAAAAUGAAGGGGUUCAUGAAGAAGGUCUCUUUUUCUUCUUCAGGUAAGUUUAAAGGCCAAGGUAGAGUAUUGGGUAGUUCUUCUUCUUCUUCAGGGCCACCCCCAAAUCAUGUUAAUAAUUUGUCAUCACAAAAUUUACCUUCAAAGCAAAAUACAAAAUCUAUGGCUCAAAAACCAAGUGAUUCUGAUAAAAGAAUUGAGAAUAAAUGUGUUAAUCAUGGUAAAAAGAGUGAAUUAAAGGAUGGUUUUGAUCCAUAUGGUGAAUUAGUCACUUCUGGUAAGAGGAAUCCAAAAGGAUAUUCAUUAAACGUUUUUGAAUGUCCUGUUUGUUGUACUGUUUUUGGUUCUGAGGAAGAGGUUUCAAGUCAUAUUGAUAACUGUUUAGCCUCUGAAGUGAGUGAUUUGGGAGUUGAAAGUAAAGAUGAAGAAAUUAAGAGUGAAGUGGAAGAAUGUGUUAGUGUGUAUGUUUCAGGAAAGCCAUCAGAUGGAUCAGUGGAGGUUGUUGUAAAGUUGUUAAAGAAUAUAGGGAAGGAACCAACGAACGCUAAGUUUAGGAAGAUACGGAUGGGGAAUCCGAAGAUAAAGGAGGCUAUAGGUGAUGUUGUAGGAGGAGUUGAGCUAUUGGAAUUUGUUGGAUUUGAGUUGAAAGAAGAAGGUGGGGAAAUUUGGGGUGUGAUGGAUGUUCCUUCUGAAGAACAACUUGUUAAACUUAAGAAUGUAGUUUCACUUUUGGAACCAAAGAAGGUUGAAGAGUUGGCAUCAGCAUCCCAAGUUAAGGCGGCGAGUGAACCAGUUGAGCCGAAGAAGAUUGAUAGACAGAUUAAGGUGUUCUUUUCUGUUCCGGAGAGCGUAGCAGCAAAAAUUGUGCUACCUGACUCAUUCUUUAACCUCUCACAUGAGGAAUUGAGAAGAGAGGCAGAGAUGAAGAGGAAGAAACUAGAAGAGUCGAAAUUAUUGAUUCCUAAAUCUUUUCGGGAAAAGCAGGCAAAAGCUGCAAGAAAAAAGUACACAAAAUCCAUUAUCCGAAUACAGUUUCCAGAUGGAGUAUUGCUUCAAGGUGUCUUUCUACCUUCUGAGCCAACUAGUGCUCUUUAUGAGUUUGUGAGCUCGGCAUUGAAGGAACCAAGCUUAGAAUUUGAUUUGUUACAUCCGGUGCUUGUCAAGAGGCGGGUGAUUCCCCAUUUUCCAGCUACCGGGGAGAGGGCUAUAACCCUUGAAGAGGAGGAUUUGAUUCCUUCAGCUCUACUCAAAUUUAAACCUAUAGAAACAGAUUCCGUCGUUUUUACAGGUCUUUGCAAUGAGCUUCUUGAAAUCAGCGAGCCCCUCGAGACUGGAUCAGCUUCUUCCUCGUAAGCCUCUUGUUCGCUCUCUGGACGUCUUAAUUACAUCGGAGACCAAUAAUUCUUGAUUUUUCUGUUCUGUUUACCCUUUUUCUGCAUAUUCUUGUUUGUGGAAAUGAUAGUCUAACUGUACAGUACUGUUGUAUUGUUUGAUUGAUAACAUCAGUUUCUCAUAAAAAAUUGGUUACAAAUUAAUUGAAUGAAUUAAGAAGUUGAUAA
Messenger RNA from Solanum verrucosum, 1696 nucleotides. RefSeq names its product plant UBX domain-containing protein 2. The record is from RefSeq and is a predicted model, not a curated record. Gene Ontology annotation, biological process: defense response to fungus. The transcript has 3 exons. NCBI's taxonomy places the organism in Eukaryota, Viridiplantae, Streptophyta, Magnoliopsida, Solanales, Solanaceae. Gene Ontology annotation, molecular function: protein binding. Bases 120 to 1490 code for a protein of 456 amino acids.